AUUCUAUUUCCUCAAAUAAAAAAAAAAAAAAGUAGAAAACAGAAGAGAACCCUACUCUUUAUCGUAAGGUUCUUGUGGGUGGCGUUGCCGAGCAGCAGAGAACACAGUAGUGAAGACAAGACAAAAAAAGCUUCUUAUUCUCCUUGUGUGUGUGUGUGUGUGUGUAUAUAUAUAUAUAACUAUGAGUUAGGGUUUUAGAGGGCAGAUAGAGAAACCACCCCCAAAAUCUUCCUCCUGGCUUUUCCCAUUCUGCGAAAGAACCUGCCAAGGUUUUCCUCUGGUAAUGCCAUUUGCUGCUUCUCGCUUUUGAAUCGGAGUUUCUGUCAGCUUUCUGAUAUGGCUACUGAAGGUGGGAAAAGCUUUGCUAGGAGAGACCGUCUCCUGGAAAUCGAAUCAAAAGUUCAAAAUUGGUGGGAGGAUGCCAAUGUUUUCAAGGCUGAAUCUCACGAAAGGCCUCCUGGGCCCGGAGAAAAGUUCUUUGGGAAUUUCCCCUUUCCGUAUAUGAAUGGCUUUUUGCAUCUUGGACACGCAUUCUCAGUCUCAAAGCUGGAAUUUGCUGCCGCCUACCACAGAUUGAGAGGUGCCAACGUGCUGUUUCCCUUUGCUUUCCAUUGCACUGGUAUGCCCAUCAAGGCAUCGGCUGAUAAACUUGCACGUGAGAUCCAAAAGUUUGGGAAUCCACCGGUUUUUCCACGUGAAGUGGAGGAGCAAGAAAUCGAGGAGCCAGAAGCUGAGGCAGAGGUUGCAAACGACGGCGCGCCUCCAGAAAAAUUCAAAGGAAAAAAGUCUAAGGCUGCAUCAAAAUCAGGUGGACAGGUAUACCAGUGGGAUAUUAUGCGUAGCUUUGGCCUCUCCGAUAAUCAGAUAGUUGAGUUCCAAGAUCCAUACAAGUGGUUGGAGUUCUUCCCUCCAUUGGCAAUGGAAGACCUUAAGGCUUUUGGCUUAGGUGUGGAUUGGAGGCGCUCGUUUGUCACGACGGACAAGAAUCCUUUCUUUGAUUCCUUUGUUAGGUGGCAGAUGAGGAAAUUGAAGUUCAUGGGAAAGAUCGUGAAGGAUCUCAGAUACACGAUAUAUUCUCCAUUGGAUGGGCAGCCAUGUGCGGAUCAUGAUAGGGCAACGGGAGAAGGAGUUCAGCCCCAAGAGUAUACCAUCAUCAAGAUGGAGGUGUUGCAACCCUUUCCUCCUAAAAUGGCAGUGUUGGAGGGUAAGAGAGUGUUUCUGGCUGCAGCAACUUUGAGACCAGAGACCAUGUAUGGGCAAACAAAUGCAUGGGUAUUGCCUGACGGGAAAUAUGGAGCUUUUGAGAUCAAUGAAACUGAGGUAUUCGUUCUCACGGAGAGAGCAGCUCUUAAUCUGGCUUAUCAGAAGUACUCUAGGGUCCCGGAGAGACCUACUUGCUUGGUUGAGCUAACUGGUAACGACUUAAUUGGCCUUAAGUUAAAGUCUCCGCUUGCGUUUAACGACAUCAUCUACGCCCUUCCCAUGUUGACCAUCCUGACAGACAAAGGUACCGGAAUUGUUACAAGCGUACCUAGUGAUGCUCCCGACGACUAUAUGGCUUUGCAUGAUUUGAAAUCAAAACCAGCCUUGAGAGCGAAGUACGGUGUGAAGGAUGAAUGGGUACUACCGUUUGAGAUUGUGCCUAUUAUUGACAUCCCGGGAUUUGGAGAUAGAGCUGCUGAAAAAGUUUGCGUGGAUCUCAAGAUCAAGAGCCAGAAUGAGAAGGAUAAGCUGGCAGAAGCCAAGAGGUUGACAUACUUGAGAGGAUUCACCGAUGGAACAAUUGUUGUUGGAGAAUUCGCGGGAAAGAAAGUCCAGGAGGUAAAGCCCUUGAUAAGGAGCAAGCUUUUAGAAACGGGUGAGGCAAUUAUGUACAGUGAACCAGAGAAGCGGGUGAUGUCACGAUCAGGUGAUGAAUGUGUUGUUGCUCUAACAGAUCAAUGGUACAUCACAUAUGGUGAGCCAGAAUGGAGGAAGCUGGCUGAAGAGUGCCUUGCUAACAUGAAUUUGUACUCCGAUGAAACGCGACAUGGGUUUGAGCACACCUUGAGUUGGCUUAACCAGUGGGCUUGCUCGCGUUCAUUCGGGCUUGGAACUCGCAUCCCCUGGGACGAGCAGUUCUUGGUUGAGUCAUUAUCUGAUUCAACUAUUUACAUGGCUUACUAUACCAUCGCUCAUCUGUUACAUAAUGAAGACAUGUAUGGAACCAGUAGAUCUCCCAUUGCACCUGACCAAAUGACUGAUGAGGUUUGGGAUUUCAUUUUCUGUGGUGGCCCAUAUCCAAAUUCAUCCGAUAUCCCUUCAUCAAUUCUUAAUAAGAUGAAGCAGGAGUUUGAGUACUGGUACCCAUUUGAUAUCCGAGUUUCUGGUAAGGAUCUAAUCCAGAACCAUUUAACUUUCUCUAUCUAUAACCACACGGCGAUCAUGGCCAAGCAACACUGGCCUUGCGGCUUUAGAGCCAAUGGUCACAUCAUGCUCAAUUCCGAAAAGAUGUCCAAGUCCACAGGAAACUUUAGAACAAUCCGCCAGGCAAUCGAGGAGUUCUCUGCUGAUGCUACACGAUUUUCUUUGGCCGAUGCUGGUGAUGGUGUUGAUGAUGCCAAUUUUGUUUUCGAGACUGCAAACGCUGCCAUCUUGCGUCUCACAAAAGAACUUGCGUGGAUGGAAGAAGUUCUGGCCGCUGACUCUUCUUUGAGGUCGGGUCACCCUUCAACUUAUGCUGACCGUGUCUUUGCAAACGAGAUUAACAUUGCUGUCACAACAACUGAGCAGAAUUACCACAAUUUCAUGUUUAGAGAAGCCCUGAAGACGGGCUUUUAUGAUCUUCAAGCUGCCAGGGAUGAGUAUAGGUUUUCCUGUGGUGCCGGGGGAAUGAACCGCGAUCUUGUGUGGCGAUUUAUGGAUGUGCAGACUCGGCUUAUCACUCCAAUCUGUCCACACUAUGCAGAGUACGUAUGGAGGGAACAUUUGAAGAAGGAAGGAUUUGUGGUUAAUGCUGGUUGGCCCGUGGCAGAAGUUCCGGAUCUAACCUUGAAGAAAGGCAAUAAGUACUUGCAGGACUCAAUAGUUCUGAUGAGGAAGCUGCUUCAGAAGCAAACUUUGGGUUCAAAAAAAGGCAACAAGAAGGCUGCACCAGUUACAACUACGACCGAGGACAACAAGCUAGUAGUAGGCCUGAUAUACGUCAACGAGCAAUUCAACGGAUGGAAAGCUGAAUGCUUGGAAAUGCUACGAAGCAGAUUUGACAAUAGUACUCGCACUUUUACCUCAAGUGACGAUGGGGAGAUAUUGGAGGCCAUUCAGAAUAGUUCUGUUCGCCCGAAUGACAAUUUCAAAAUGACCCAGAAGCUCUGUAUGCCUUUCAUGAGGUUCAAGAAGGACGAGGCGAUUGCGCUUGGGAUUGAGGCGUUGGACUUGAGGCUGCCGUUUGGGGAGAUGGAGGUUCUUGAGGAGAACUUGGAUCUGAUUAAAAGGCAAAUUGGCCUUGAAGAGGUUGAAGUCUUGUCCAUCACUGAUCCUGACGCCCUUGCUAAAGCUGGUUCUCUUGUCAGACUGAUUCAACUGAACCCUCCUUCCCCUGGAAACCCAACUGCCAUCUUCUUGAGUCCUUGACUAGGUCCCAUGAAGAUUGAUAAUGAAUUGCUUUUGGAGGAACUUGAGUGAGAGGAGCAAUAAGGCUUAUGUUAUGGAUGAAGUAUUAUUGUAAAAUGACACAUUUCUGGGAGAAAUGAUAAUGUUACAAAUGAAGGGACACAAAUUACAGUUUGUCUGUUUUGUUUUUUUGUUGUUGGGCGGAGGCUGUACUGGUGUUUAGAAUUUUGAAAAUUUUCCUGCCUGUUUUGUUUUUGAACUUCUAAGUCAUGUGCUAUCUUUUAUGUAAUUCACUUCUUAAACUGAUAUACCUGUUCUAUUACAGGAUC
Molecule: messenger RNA, 3920 nt
Organism: Morus notabilis
Lineage: Eukaryota; Viridiplantae; Streptophyta; Magnoliopsida; Rosales; Moraceae
Product: leucine--tRNA ligase, cytoplasmic
Exons: 3
Coding region: 337-3612 (1091 amino acids)
Biological process (GO): leucyl-tRNA aminoacylation
Molecular function (GO): aminoacyl-tRNA deacylase activity; ATP binding; leucine-tRNA ligase activity
Source: RefSeq, a predicted model, not a curated record